AUGCAUCCGAAGCGAUCCAGCACGCGCCUUGGUGGAAGUUUUCACUUUCGGCAAUGGAACGAGGACGACGACCAGCAGGACUGGUGGUUUGCAAGUACGGCCAUACCCCUUCUGGCAGCCACCAUCGGUCCCCUCGCAAGUGUGUUCUCACUGGCAGCGUUAAUCACUUCGUGGCGAAUGUGUCUGGUCAGUACCGCCACCAGCGCCACUGCAGCAGCCAUUUGCUCCUGGGACGGCGACACGACUUUGCUCGUCACACAGCUGCAAGGACACGACUUUGCUGAUCCGACAUGGUGCUAUACUCUCAACCUCGUCUCGCUCAUUGUGGGCUUCAUUGGGAACUUUUUCUUACUCUGCAACUUUACCAACCGCAUCCGAUACGUGAUUGCCUUGCCGGUGACCAUGCUGUGCUGGUAUGGUGCUGCCGGAAUUCUGUGCGGCAUCACCUGGAGCAUGCAAAUCUACGUUCCGCCACUGCGACCGCAGCAAACCUACACUCAAGGAUUCUGGUAUGGAGUUUUGGCUGCCUGUAUGUACCUGGGCUGCGCCACGAUUCUGAUGGUCAACAUGCUCGGCUUUGCGCUCGGUCAUUACCCACAGCACUUUACCUUGACCGACAGCCAGAGGACCCUCAUCUUGCAGACCAUGUUGUUCUUCUUGUGGCUGGCAGCUGGCGGCGGCAUCUUCACAGCCGUGGAGCGCAGAUAUGGUGAUUACGACGAGGGCAACUUUCCAUGGAGUUUUGUCAAUUCCCUGUACUUUUCGGAUGUCACCAUCCUCACUGUGGGCUUCGGCGACCUGUAUCCGAGCAGUGAUGUUGGCAGAGGUCUAGUCUUCCCGUACUCGGUAGGCGGAAUUGUCAUGCUUGGUCUCAUGGUGAGCUCCAUUGCAGGGUUCGCGAGAGAGCUGAGCUCAGAGAAGGUAGUCAAGCGACACGUUGAGAAGACGCGGGCGAGGACAAUGGACAGAACCGUGACAUCGUCUCUUGAGCUUGAGCGCAAGCAGAUGCCUCCCGGAGACGGUCGACUCAUUUCCACACCGGCAUUUUGUCAUGCCGAGGAGGACAAGUCGAAAGAAAAAGAAGAAGAAGAAGAGCAGCGAACGAUCAACUUUCCUGACGACGUAGAUCAUCCUCCUUCAGGGCGAGGCCCCCUUUCUUGGACAGGCACUUAUAUAGGUAGCCUCAGGAGAGCCGCCGGUAGUACAUGGGCUUUGCCCCCACAACGUCUCGCUCCUCGAAAACCAAAGCUUCUGCUGCUCCGGGAAGAAAAAGACCGCUUCGAGUUGAUGCGACGGAUUCAGAAAUCGACAUCACGAUUCAAAAGAUGGUACGCCUUGCUCCUCUCCGUCGCAGCGUUCGGCGUGCUGUGGUGCGGAGGGGGUGUCGUGUUUUGGCAAGCGGAGAAGAACACGGAGAACGAAAUGACCUACUACAAAGCGCUGUACUUUGCCUAUGUUUCCCUUUUAACCAUUGGCUAUGGUGACUUGUCACCCAAGAGCAAUGCAGGCAGACCCUUUUUCGUCUUCUGGAGCUUGCUCGCCGUACCUACCAUGACCAUCUUAGUCAGUGAUCUUGGCGAUACCGUGGUGAAGAAGUUCAAAAACGGCACUUCUGGCGUUGCAGACUUCACCGUUCUGCCUCAAAAGGGUGUCUGGCGGGCUAUUCUAAACAGACAACCAUGGCUGUUGAAAACAUUGCAAAGUCGGAAAGCUGGAAAAGAAAUGCGAAGAAAAGAAGAAGAAGGACUGCCAUAUGGACCUGAGCCUGAUGCAGAAGUGGCCACCAAUCCUACUACUACGACCAUUGAUCAACUGGCCGUGGAACAGACGACUGAUGCUCAACUCGCUGCAGAGCUGCCGAAAGCAAUCAAGCGCGUUGCUCGGCAUGUCACGAAUCGUGAAAAGAGCAGAUAUUCAUACGAAGAGUGGGUGGAGUUUACACGCCUCAUCCGAUUCACCGUAGACAAGCGUCAGGAUGAUGAGCAGGAAGAUCAGAGAGGUAUGGUGGAGUGGGACUGGAUAGGGGAAGACAGUCCGAUGAUGGCGAACACGAGCGAAGCAGAGUUUGUGCUGGAUCGACUAUGUGAAAGUCUCAGUCGCUAUGUGCGCAGGAUGGAGAAGACUCUGGCAAGUGCUGGUGAUGGCAACAAGGUUGCUGUCGACGCAGGGAAUGACUUGUCGGGCGGAUCAGAACACUUAUCACAAACGCUUGGUGAAUGAAGAGUAUCAAAAUUCCGGGGCUGGUCAUUGCUGUGGCAUGUUCUCAAGGUACAUGUAGCUUCUGUCGUCGCCAUUACACAGACGAGUGCCUCCGCCUGAAUUCGCGACUGGAUUUAAGCUGGAUAUCAGAGGGUCACGCACACACAUGCACUUUACUGACUUCUACAUUUCUUAUCUAUACCAUGUUGCCCCUCCUUUGGUCAAAGUUCAACCUUCCUUCAUUGGCAAAGAGCUCGCCCGCCUCUCGGCAGAAUCUGGCUUCACCACGUCCACCAGCGGUUUCGCUGGCCCAGCAAAUCAUCGAGGCGUCAAUGACACCACCGACGAUGUUCUCUAUGCAACCUAGCACGGCGAAGCCGAUAGUUCCGGCAAUCAUACCGACAAUGUAUGCGUACAAGCUGCCUCGCAGGCCCGAUGCUGCACCUUGUAUUUGAAUGCUAUGCGCGGCGCGCACCCACCCGCCAAAGCCGAGUGCAAAGGACAUGAUCCAUCGGGUCGCUUGCAAGAGCAGUUUUGCCAGGCGAUAUGGCAUAAGCGCACUGCCCGACUGUGCAGGAUUGAAGUUGCGAGGGCCUAGUGUAUUGCUUGGGUUUGUACGAGAGACAAAAUUCAGCUGAUUGAGUCCUCGCGCGGAGAUUCCCAGUGGUUGACUAUGGAUAGCAGCAUAUGUGAGGGUGAGAGGAUUCGUCAACGUUGCCAGAGUACUUGGCAUGAUCCAGUAUGCCGCCAUAUUGAGCAGUCCAGAUAGACGGCCGGGAAGGACAAUCAGCGGAAGACGCACUAAGAGGCUGAGAAACGUGCUCAGACAGGUCGUACCGAACAGCGCGCCUGUAGCAUGCAGGAAGCUAGCCUUGACGACUUCUUGGCUCGUUGGUUGAGGGACUGCCCGGCGAUGGAAGUACCACUGGCUCACCACAGCAGCAGUUGUGGCUCUUUGCAGGCCAGCAAUGACACCAAGCGUCCACAGAUAUUGUAAGAUAAAGUAUGCUCCCAGCCACCAGCUGUUGGCAUUGAUGAUCCACUUUUUUGCGCCCGCGAAGUGUCCAGAUAGGAAGAUGCGCUCAAACAUCAACAUCCAGGUCCACGAGAACGUGACAACGACGGAAAGCGCAGCGAAGCCUAAGACGAUCAAGUAGGGGCUCGCUGCCAGAAUUUUGGUUGAAAACUCCAGAACCUGGAUUGAGCUGUGAAGACUGUGGCGAUUUUUGAUGACGCUCCAUGUCCAGAAGAAGGCCAUGAAUGCCGGGACGAAAGAACCCCAUCGCAUCGCCUUAUCCUGCAACGAGUUGCCGUGCCAAGCGCCUUUGAAACUGCUGAUAAAAGGAUAUAGCGAGAACGAGAAUAGCACGACGGGAACGGCCACGAUCAUGAUGUAUACUAGUGGCCGGACAUGAUUCCGCAGUAAUGACAGCCACAACAGUGCCACCACAACGGCGAUUAGUGUAUCCCACACGAGCAUGCUCGUGCUGCCCUUGAGAGCAGUGUAAAUGGUGUCGCCGAGCGAGCUCUUCGGUGUCGAGGUCUGAAACCAUAUCAAAAUAAACACGGCAAACAUGGUGCAUAAUGAAAUCUGAAAGAGGUUGGCCCAGAAAGCAUCGUGUUUGGGAGGCUCUUGCGCGGGUAAGACGACGGUUGGCGGUACACUUUCGCGGUCGGGCGACAUGGGUCGCGGAUCCAGGUGUUGCGUAUCAUCUAGCUCCGCUUCGAGAGGCAAGUAUGAACUCAGUACGCUCGGUUUCGUGGCCGGCCUGAAUGUUCUGACGGGAGCAGGCGGUUCGUCCAGGUCUAUCGAGGGCGAGAGAUUCGCUAGUGACUCAGGCGGCUCCUCGUCAAUGGUACUGUUGAGAUUCACAUCCACCAUCCUUCCUUUUCCUUUGCCACUCAUAUCUGACGCUCUGCUCUCGGCACGCGAAGAAGGUGGGUAUGGAGCGCCUAGCCUUCCUCGAGGCAGGCUUUCUUCUCUAUCGUGGUUCUGUCCUUUCUCCGUCUCCUCUAGCGCCUCCAUGCCAUCAUCGUCCAUCUCCGAGCUCUCAGUGAGGUUACUGGGACCAAAGUGCUGCCUACUCCGCUGCAGAGCAUACGAGUCAGCCACUUCCCGCUGAUACUCGUGGCCCUCGUCUUCGGCCUGUCCCUCGGCUGCACUAUAGAACAAUGGGGCCUGCGAUGGCUCUUGCCGCGAAAAUGGGGCAAAGGGAAAGCGUGAUUGUGACGAAGUCGGAUUGUGGUGUGUGAGGUUCAUGCCCGGGCGUUGCACGUAUCGCGAGUGGGAAGCAGGAGCACGCCGACGAUCGAGUGGGUUGCGCGAUCGACUUCUCGCAUCUUCUUGCUGUGCGAAUGGUAGUUGGGCGUUGGACUGCUGUAGGAAGCGAGAUGCGUAUUCGGAGAACAUGAUGGCAGCGACGGCUCAGUCAGGUCGGGUUGUGAAGUGGCGAGCAGGUGUGGUGGUGGUGGUGGUGGUGAGUAGCAGAGGACGGGAUCGUUCUGCAGCUUCACCAGAGUUGCACCGUCAAGCUGCCAGGCCAGGCCAGCCCAAGGCGAGUAGUCGUUUCCAAUCGCCGAAUGCGGCAGCGGGUGGUGGUGAUGUUGUGUUGAUAGCUAAUGUGAGGGUAGGUAGUGGAGUGGAGUGUACGAUGGUAGAUUAGGUAGGUAGGUGGUAGGUGGUAAGGUUACCUAGGAGUGUAGAGAAGGUAGUUGUAGGUAGGGUAGGGCAAGUGAUGCUGAGUGCGUGCA
Molecule: messenger RNA, 4950 nt
Organism: Sphaerulina musiva SO2202
Lineage: Eukaryota; Fungi; Ascomycota; Dothideomycetes; Mycosphaerellales; Mycosphaerellaceae
Product: voltage-gated potassium channel
Exons: 3
Coding region: 1-2220 (739 amino acids)
Biological process (GO): potassium ion transmembrane transport; stabilization of membrane potential
Cellular component (GO): membrane
Molecular function (GO): potassium ion leak channel activity
Source: RefSeq, a predicted model, not a curated record